GCUUACAGAACAGACCAAGAAAAAGAGACCAGUCGCCCCCAUGUAUCUGAUCAAACCCAACUACAAAAACCCACCUCUCCCCGACCCUUUCACUAGCAUCGAUCGCUCUCUUGCCUCAUACUUUCUUCUUUCAGGCAUUUUCACAAACACUUUCCUAAAAGAAACGUUUUCCCUUCACUAACAUGGCCAGACCACAACAGCGAUAUCGAGGCGUCCGACAAAGGCAUUGGGGCUCUUGGGUAUCUGAGAUUCGCCACCCUCUAUUGAAGACUAGAAUUUGGCUAGGAACAUUUGAAACGGCCGAGGACGCUGCCCGAGCCUAUGAUGAAGCUGCAAGGCUCAUGUGUGGACCAAGGGCUAGGACCAACUUCCCUUAUAACCCAAACGCAUCUCAAUCAUCAUCAUCGUCAAAACUUCUCUCGGCAACUUUGACAGCCAAGUUGCAUAGGUGCUAUAUGGCUUCGCUGCAAAUGACCAAACAAACAUCACUUUAUGAACAGAAACAAAAAGCUCCAACUUCACACGCUAACACCACCCCAAUCUCCACCACAACCACCACCCCCAAUGGCAUUGCUAUAAAACGUGAGGAAUUGGGUUCCCAGUUGCCUGAGAAAUAUCCAUUGCAAGUUCAAGAGACAGAGGCAAACUGGGUUGUCAAAAAAGUUCAGGCUGACAGCAUCCAGCAGCAGUUUAUGCCUCUUGAAGAGCAUCACAUAGAGCAAAUGAUCGAGGAGUUGCUUGAUUAUGGGUCUCUCGAGCUAUGCUCUGCUGCACCACCUCAGCCUCUGUAAUGUGUAAUCCACAAGUUUCACAAAAGACACCCUCCUUUAGUCUAGUAAUCAGCUGCCACUGCCACUGGCACUCGUUUCAUUUGCUAAUUUAACCCCGAUUUUAAUCAGCCUUGAUUUCUAUGGCUUCUUCAAGUGUUCUAAUGUUUUAGAGUCUAGCUAGAUCCCACUCUGGUCCCUGGAAGUAUCCCCUAAGUGACUCAUUUGAUGAUGAUUAAUGUACAGUAGAGUAUUUCAUAAAUAUAUAUAUCAUGUUGUCCUA
Messenger RNA from Hevea brasiliensis (rubber tree), 1050 nucleotides. Its product is annotated as ethylene-responsive transcription factor ERF003. The transcript is spliced from 2 exons. The coding region runs from base 183 to 791 and encodes 202 amino acids. Gene Ontology annotation, molecular function: DNA binding; DNA-binding transcription factor activity. Lineage: Eukaryota; Viridiplantae; Streptophyta; Magnoliopsida; Malpighiales; Euphorbiaceae. The record is from RefSeq and is a predicted model, not a curated record. Gene Ontology annotation, biological process: regulation of DNA-templated transcription.